This is a messenger RNA of Triticum aestivum (bread wheat), 686 nucleotides long. Its product is annotated as calcium-binding protein PBP1. The transcript has a single exon. Lineage: Eukaryota; Viridiplantae; Streptophyta; Magnoliopsida; Poales; Poaceae. The record is from RefSeq and is a predicted model, not a curated record. Gene Ontology annotation, molecular function: calcium ion binding. Bases 92 to 496 code for a protein of 134 amino acids.
ACACACCUCCACAACCAUCCUCCACAAGCAGAGCAAGCAAGCAAGAAACCAUCACAGCAUCCAAGCAAGCAGCAGACAGCGAUCAUCAUCCAUGGCGGCGCACCACCAGCAGCAGCAGCAACCGCAGCCGCAGCAGCAAUCGCAGCAGCAGGCGGUGGGGUUCGAGGACUACCUGCCGGUGAUGGCGGAGCGGCUGGGGGAGGAGGGGCUGAUGGAGGAGCUGGCGGCGGGGUUCCGGCUGCUCAUGGACCCGGCCUCCGGCCUCAUCACCUUCCACAGCCUCCGCCGCAACGCGCCGCUGCUGGGCCUGGGCGGCAUGUCCGACGACGACCUCCGCGGGAUGCUCGCCGAGGGCGACUUCGACGGCGACGGCGCGCUCUCCCAGAUGGAGUUCUGCGUCCUCAUGGUCAGGCUCAGCCCCGACCUCAUGGACCAGCCCCGCCGGUGGCUCGACGACGCCGUCGCCCAGGCCUCCCACUUCCUCUUCACCAGCUAGAUUCCGGCCGGAUAGGAAAAUUAAUCUUCUUCUUCUUCGUUGUUGUUUCUUCUCUCCCCCGCUGUUCAUAGAGUCAGGAUUCGAGAAAAGAAAAGGCACUGUCGAUUGGUUGAAUGAUCUCCAUGUGUACUGCCGUUCCCGCACGGGGAUCUCUCUGAAUUAAUCGACAUAAGCUUCUACCGUUUCACCA